This is a messenger RNA of Trichechus manatus latirostris (Florida manatee), 6507 nucleotides long. RefSeq names its product RP1 axonemal microtubule associated. Gene Ontology annotation, cellular component: axoneme. The coding region runs from base 49 to 6507 and encodes 2152 amino acids. The record is from RefSeq and is a predicted model, not a curated record. Gene Ontology annotation, biological process: photoreceptor cell development; retina development in camera-type eye; intracellular signal transduction. Lineage: Eukaryota; Metazoa; Chordata; Mammalia; Sirenia; Trichechidae. The transcript is spliced from 3 exons.
UCAUUCUGGAGAUUAACAAUUUUCUUGCCUCUCUAGGUCUCAAUCAAGAUGAGCGAAACCCCUUCCACCAGUUUCUCCAUGAUUCAUCCGACUUCUCCUGAAGGUCGAGUUCCCUACGCCCGCCAUUUGAGCGUUACUCAUCCUGUUGCGGCCAAACGGAUCAGCUUCUAUAAGAGCGGAGACCCCCAAUUUGGCGGGGUCAAGGUGGUGGUCAACCCCCGCUCCUUCAAGACAUUUGAUGCUUUGCUGGAUAACUUGUCCAGGAAGGUUCCCCUGCCGUUCGGGGUGAGGAACAUCAGCACCCCGCGGGGCAUGCACAGCGUCACGCGCCUGGAGGAGCUGCAGGACGGCCAGUCGUACCUGUGCUCGAACGGGCGGAGGGUGCAGCCGGUGGACCUGAAGCGCGCGCGCCAGCGGCCGCGGCCCUGGCAGAGCAGCCGGGCAGUCAACGCUCAGGCGCAGCGCCGCGGCGCCGCCGCCGCCCAGUCGGUCCCGCCGCGCGGCCCGCGGAGGCUCGUGGUCUUCAGGAACGGCGACCCGCGCACAGGGCGUGUUGUGGUGGUGAGCCCGAGAGUCACCCAGAGCUUCGAGGCCUUUCUGCAGCACCUUACCGAGGUCAUGCGGUGCCCGGUGGCGAAGCUGUACGCGACGGACGGAAGAAAGGUGCCCAGCCUCCAGGCAGUGAUCCUGAGCUCUGGAGCCAUUGUGGCAGCAGGAAGGGAGCCAUUUAAACCAGGAAAUUAUGACAUCCAAAAGUACUUGCUUCCUGCUAGGUUACCAGGGAUUGCUCAUCCUGUGUACCCCAAAGGAAAUGCUAGGUCAGAAAGCAGAAAGAUGAGCACACAUGUGCCUUCAAGCCCAAGGUCCCAGAUUUAUUCUGUUUCGUCUCAGAAAGUGCAUAAUAAUAAUAAUGAUUGCUACUCAGACUGUUCUUUUGCUCCUGAGAAUUACUUGGCAUUAGAAAAAAAUGAUUCUCAAAAUUUACUGAUAGAGCCUUCUGAAGAUGAUAUUGAGAAAUCAGUUAUUUUUAAUCACGAUGGCACUAUGACAGUUGAGAUGAAAGUUCGAUUCAAGAUAAAAGAGGAGGAAACUAUAAAAUGGACAACUACUGUCAGUAGAGCUGAGCUUUCUAAUAAUGAAGAAAAGUGUGAGGUAAGCAGUUUUUCAGGAAGAACAGAUGAUAAGUCAUCUGGUUUAAAGCUUGCAGCAUGUUCAUUGUCUGCAGAAAUGUUACCUAUGAUGAAGAGCAAUAAUCAAGAGAGCAAUUUGAUAGAAGAGGUAAAAACUCAAAUGACAGAUCAAAGGGUUGAAACUUGUAGUUCUGCUAGUUGGGAGAAUGCUGCUAUGGACACAGAUGUCAUUCAGGUAACUCCGGAUCAAGAAAAGCACCAUUUUUAUAGGCCCCCUACACCUGGACCAAGGAGAGUGAGACAAAAGAAAUCUGUGAUAGGGAGUGUGACCUUAGUAUCUGAAACAGAAAUUCAAGAGAAAAUGAUCAGACAGUUUUCCUAUAAUGAAGAAACAGAAGAUGAGGAAAACAAAUCUGAGUAUCAUAUGUUCACAUGUUCUAGCAGUAAAAUGUCAUCAGUAUCUAACACACCAGUACGUGUUCAGAUCAACAAUGAUGAGCAGAUGGAGUCAUCUUUAGAAAGAAAAAAGGAAAGCAGAUUGCUAAAGUCAAGUGCUGUAAAUACUGCUGUUAUAGAAAUUACAAGUCAGAAGAUGUUAGAGAUGACCCAGAAUGGCCUGCCACAGACUAUUUCAGAGAACUCAAUUGUGGAGGAAGAUACAGUUGAUAGUGUAAUAUCAGACAACAAAACUAGUACCGAGACCUUCAGACCUUGUGAUAACACCAAUGAUAAGUUUCGUCCAGUCUCAGCUGAUACAACGCACUCUUCAGGUGACAACUCUGGAACUAAAAAAACUAUUUCUGAAGCCUCAGCUUUGGUAGGAUCCUCAACUGUCACCACAAGAAUUGACAAACUAAUUAAUGAAUUUGCUCAAUGUGGUUUAACAAAAUUUCCAGAUAAUGAAAAGCUGAUUUCAUUGUCUAUUGCCAGCAAAAAGAAGACACAAUCUCAGCAAGUGAUAAAUACAGGGCAUCAGGAUGGGGAGAUUGUAACCAAAGGCUUCCCCAGUAAGAGCGAGAGAAUGAACACAGGAGGUAAAAUUUUGCAGGAAACCAUAUUGCAAGAUUCACACAGUCCCGCUAAAGGAGAGGUACUUUGUGACGAAGGCCUCCAUGCAAGUAAUAUGGUAAUUGAAUCAAAUGAUUUCUGUUCCAGAAGUAAUCUGAAUUCCAUGAUUUCCAAGAAUUUCCAUAGAAAUAAAUUAAAUACUACUCAAAAUCCUAAGGUUCAAGGACUUUUAGCCAAAGCAAAAUCUAGACCGCUAAAGAAAGUGAGCUUAGGAGGAUCUACAAAAAGGGCAGUUGGUCAGGGAGAUAAAGUAUUUCCCCAGAGUGAAUUUAAAUAUUGCAAAAAUACUUUUGAAAAUCAAAGUUUAUUUCAUGUCUUUAACUUUCUCGAGAAAACACCCAGAACUUUUUGUGGACUCCAAUCUCAGGCAGAAGUGGCAUCUGGGUACUUGAGAGGAAUUACAAAGAAGAGUUUAGUUUCAAAAGUUAAUAACUCACACAUAACUUUAAAAAACCAUAAAAAACAAAAAGGAGAAAAGUUGAAAUCAGGCACUAUUGUAAGUAAACAAUAUGCUACAGCCAGAGGAAAUACCUUAGCUUUUCUGAAAAAAGCUGAUUUUCCUGAGGAUAUUGCCCAUCUGUCAAUUCAAAAUUACAUACAGAGAUGGUUACAGAACAUAAACGCAUUUCCAGCUUUGCAACCUAGAAAAUCAGCUCCAGUAUGCAAAAGUGAAAGGAAUAUGGUAGGUUGUAACAAUAAUGAUUUUCCAGGAAAUAAUCACAGAAGUUCAAGAAAAGGAAAUUAUUUUGUUAUGGGAAGUAAUAAGCAUGUAACUGAAAAUGCAAAUUUGACAGGAGGUAAUCUAGAUAAAGAGGUAGGUAAGUCUCCUAUCGCCAGAGGUAAUGCUGAAGAACUUACCAAAGACCUCUAUGAGAACCAAGUUGGAUCUCUGAACGAUGCUUACUUGGUUUCUCUGCAUGAAUAUUGUCCUUUAUCACAGUCAGCUAUUGAUGAUCAUAAUAGUAAAAGUCAGGCAUCUGCUGAAAAGGCAGGACAGGAGGUAAGCCAUACUUGUCAAAAAAUAAACCUAGCUACAAAAGAACGAAGUGUAGAGGCUGCUGUUCAAGUGGAUCCUAUUGGAGAGGACCCUCAAAAAGGCCUCAUACCAGCUCUGUUGCUUCACCAACUGCAAGCUUCAGUUCCUAGUAUUCAAAAGACUCAGAAUGGAGUUGUUCAAAUGGCAGGUUCACUUUCAGAUGUUUCCUUCCCUUCUCCUGCAAUAUGUAAUUCAUCCACUAAUCUCCUUCUAGCUUGGCUCCUGGUGCUAAACCUAAAGGGAAUUAUGAGUAGCUUCUGUCAAGGUGAUGCACACAAGAGUACCAGCAGAUCUUCAGAAAUAUUUGCAUUGUUGGAGGUUCUAAAGCACGUCGCCAUCACAGAGGAUGCUGAUGACUUGAAGACUGCUGUUGCCAAUUUAAUGGAGUCAACCACAGAUUGCUUUGGACUCAAUGAGAAAAAACAAGAUAUGGUUCCAGUAGGUCUUUCUGCAAAUUGUUUCACACCCCAAAAUCAGAAAGAUCCUAAGUUCAUUGAAAAUGAAAAAACACAGGAAAUCUCCUCUUUGGCCACUGUCCCUGAAGUCUUUGUUUCAGAAGUGACUUGUUUUCCAUGUAAUAUGUGCACUGUGAGUAAGAUUUGUCUUCCAGAAGAGACCUGUAACCCUAGUGAUACUUUUUCUCCUAGUAAUAGUUGUGCCAUGGAUCAGACCUUCUCCAGGAAUAAGGCUUGUUUUCUAGGAGAGGUUUGUUCACUUACUGAUGCUGUGUCUUGUGUUCAAAAGGAGAACCAUAUCCAUGAGGCAACUUGUCCAAUUGAUGAGGCCUACAUUCCCAUGAAAGUCUGCAAUGCCAAUGACUUCUUAAAUUCCAAAGCAAAUGUAUACACUGAUAACUUGGAAUUAAUUGAAGAGUUAGAAAGAGUUGAUAAAGUUCAAAAAGACCUGAAUAUUUUGGCAGAUCCUGGGUAUAAAAAUAGCUUUAAUACAUUGGUGUCACAUCAGAAUAUGAGUAAUUUAAGCCAUUGUGGCCUUUCCCUAAAUGCAACAGAACCAGAAUUUGGUAAGAAGCAGAAACAUAGUUCUCUGGCUCAAUUUCAGAGUUGUUCACUAAAGGAUAAAAAUCAGGAUAAAAAUGCAUAUACAUCCUUUGAUAAGGAAGAAUCAAGGACUUCUGAAGAAGCAGGCUCAAUAACUAACAGCAUGACAUCAAGUGAAAGAAACAUUUCAGAAUUGGAGUCUUUUGAAGAAUUAGAAAACCAGGACACUAAUAUCUUUAAUACAAAGGUAAAUGCAGGAGAGCAAGCUGCUGAAGAAUCAACCCAAAAAGAGUUAGAGGCUAGUAAAAAUUUGGAACUUAUAGAAGUCUCUAGUAGAAACAUUAUAGAAGAAGAAAGAAAGAGCAAUGUAAUAUGUGAGACGAUCAGUAGAAGUCUGGUAACACCGCCAUCUUUAGUUCUUUGCUAUGAUUCUAAGCAGAACACUGGAAAGGAGAUCAAUGAAGGAAAAACUAAAAUGAGAGUAAAAAUGAUGGUGAAAAGCAUGGAAAUUGGAAGUUAUUCAGAGUCCCCUCUUGAUUUUAAAAAAAGCUUAAAAAGUCCAGUAACUUCUGAUUUGUCAGACUACAGACAAGACAGUGAGAGUGAACAGCCAUAUAAAACAUCCAGUGAUGUUUCCAAUGACAAUGGUGAAGAGAUUGCCCAGGAAAAAGAAUACAACACAGGGUUUGUUAAAAGGACAAUAGCAAAACUUUAUGGUAAAGCAGAGAUUAUUAAACCAUCUCUUUUUUGGGGGUCUGCACACAGAUCUCAGGUUUGUCCUCACAAUUCUGUGGAAUUUCAGUGUGCCAGGAAAGCAGGCCUUUAUGAUUCUGAAGGUCAGUCAUUUGGUUCCUUCAAACAAAUAACUAGUGGUUCACCUAUGUUGCAGGAAUUUCAGGAGGAAAUACAAGAUAAAUGUGACUUUAAUGAUGUGGGGGCCAAUUAUAAUGGGGGAGAUACUGUAGAACAUAGUACAAAACAAAAUGAUCAUAACAGAAUCCUCAGAGACAUAGAGGAAGGAGUGCUGAUUGACAGAGGCAAGUGGUUCCUGAAAGAAAACCAUUUGCUAAGAGUGUCAUCCCCUGAAAAUCCUGGCAUGUGUAGCAAUGCAGACACCACAUCAGUGGAUACACUACUUGAUAACAGUAGCGAGGUACCAUAUUCACCUUUUGGAAGUUUGGCCCCAGGCCCAACUAUGGCUGAAUUAUCCUCUUCAGAACUAGAGGAACUUUCUAAACCCCUUGAACUGAAAUGUUACUAUUUUAAUAUGCCUCAUGGUAGUGAUUCUGAGCAUUGUAAUGAGGAUUUGCUAGAUGUUCAAAAUAAAAUCUGCUCCAUGGAAAGAAUACCAAAUCACCACACAGAGGAGAAGGAUAAUCAUCCUGGAAGAGUAUGCACAUCCGUCACUCAUGCCUUUACAUCUGCCGGUAACAAAGUCCAUCCUGUAUCUGAUAAUACCGUUAAAAACCAGCCAUUGCCUGCCAAUAAUACGAUUCAUGGUACUCUUCAGGAAGGUGACUCUUUGGAUAAACUCUAUGCUGUUUGUGGUCAACAUUGCCCAAUACUAACUGUUACUAUCCAACCUGUAAAUGAGGGAGACCGAGGAUUUGCAUAUCACAAAGAUUCUGAUAUUGAGAAUUUCUUGGGUUUCCAUUUAUGGAAGAAAAUACACCCCUGUUUACUACAGUCAAACAAAAAAGUGGCCAAAGAUAUGAACAAUAAAACAAGUAGGGAAAAAGUAUUUAUAGAUAAUGCCAUUGAUGAGGCAUUUGAUUGGCUUUAUUUCAACAGCACAUACGACUUGAUGGAUAAAAGAGGAAAAUCAGAAAGAAUUAACUUCUUGGACUUAGAGAGAAAAAAUAAUUUAAAUAAAUUUCAACCAUAUUUAAAGAAAAGAUUUUGUGUGAAUUUCCUGCACAUAUUGUUAGUUGUGAGUGAAGUGAAUACAUAUACACAAGAUCCCAGGAAUCAGGCAAGUGAAAUCUUUAAAGCAGUUGAUGAAAAUAACAACUUAUUAAAUAACAGAUUCCAGAGCUCAAGAACAAACCUGAACCAAGUAGUAAGAGAAAAUAUGAACUAUCCUUUCUCCUUUGGAAUGCUUGGUCAAACCUACCUGUUAGGUAUUUGCCAAGUUGAGACAUCCUUAAAUAUCAGCAACAGAAAUAUAUUAGAAAUACUUGAUGUUUUUGAGAAUGAAAAUAUUUUAAUUUGGGAAGAUGAAAACCAAUUAAAUUUAACCAACCUUGAAAGCAGUGAUGAACAAAAAGAUUUGUAA